CUAUUAGCAGAUGGUGAUGUUCAUGGAGGCUGUGUAACAAGAAAACUGUCAUAGGGUCAGAGCAGUGAAAUUAUGGUUCUAUUUUAUUUUCUGUAACUUUUCGAACAAAAUCUUACUUAGAUUGAAGAAAUUUUAUUCAAGUAGUCAUGUGCGUAUAGUUAGUGUGACCCUUAAAGUUCAAGUUGAAGCUCAAAGUUGCCUCGUAGCGAAAUGAUAUUCACUUGGAUAGCUGACCCUGCAUCACAGAUGAAAAAAUGAAGAUACUAUCAGAAAACAGUGAAUAUUUGAAUAAAUCUAAUUGCUGCUCAAUUAAAUAGAAUGUAUGUUUCAUGAAAAAAGUGAAAAGUGCCGUUUUGAUCAUUAGCAGUCUCUUUGUAAAGUGUGGUAAUACCCGAGAUGCUGCUGACUUCUCAUGAAAAAUAUGAGAAAUAUGGCGCCCUAAGCUCAUGCAAUGUCGAAUAAAAGUUGUACAUAACAUUCGUUCAAAUCUGAAUGAGUUGAUAAGUGUUUAAUGUGGCCGCUAACGCGCCUUCAACCUAAAACAUGUAUUUUGUUAUGGAUUUAUAUUUGAUCGUACUAUGUCUUCUCGUGAUAUGCAUUAGAGAUAGCUUGCAAGGUCCCCACGAAAAAAAUUUAUUAAACAAAUUAUUAAAUACGUACAACACGCUCGAGCGCCCGGUUGCAAAUGAAUCUGAAUCAUUGGAGGUGAAGUUUGGACUCACUUUGCAGCAAAUCAUAGACGUGGAUGAGAAGAAUCAGAUACUAACCACUAACGCGUGGUUAAAUUUGGACGAGAAGAAUCAACUACUUAUUACGAAUAUUUGGCUUUCUUUGGAAUGGAAUGACUAUAGCUUAAGAUGGAAUGAGUCUGAAUACGGUGGAGUAAAGGAUUUGAGGAUAACACCUAAUAAGCUAUGGAAACCGGAUGUGUUGAUGUACAACAGCGCUGAUGAAGGGUUUGACGGCACUUACCAUACAAAUGUCGUGGUUAAAAAUAAUGGUAGUUGUUUAUACGUACCUCCUGGCAUCUUCAAGAGCACCUGUAAAAUAGACAUUACAUGGUUCCCUUUUGACGAUCAACAUUGUGAAAUGAAGUUUGGUAGUUGGACGUAUGAUGGAAACCAGCUGGACUUAGUGCUGAACUCAGACGAAGGAGGUGAUUUGUCCGACUUCAUCACUAAUGGCGAGUGGUAUUUAAUAGGAAUGCCGGGAAAGAAAAACACUAUAACAUAUCAAUGCUGUCCCGAACCUUAUGUUGAUAUAACAUUCACGAUACAGAUUCGUAGAAGAACCCUAUAUUAUUUUUUCAACCUGAUUGUACCCUGCGUCUUGAUUUCUUCAAUGGCUCUAUUAGGUUUCACGCUUCCACCAGACUCUGGCGAAAAAUUGACUCUAGGCGUGACCAUUCUUCUAUCACUAACUGUAUUCCUGAACUUAGUGGCGGAGACAUUACCUCAAGUAUCCGAUGCAAUUCCUUUGUUAGGUACCUAUUUCAAUUGCAUCAUGUUCAUGGUUGCAUCAUCUGUAGUUCUUACUGUUGUGGUAUUGAAUUACCAUCACAGAACGGCUGACAUCCAUGAAAUGCCGCCUUGGAUCAAAUCAGUUUUUCUUCAGUGGCUGCCUUGGAUUUUGCGUAUGGGACGUCCGGGUAAAAAGAUCACCCGGAAAACUAUUUUGCUCUCGAAUCGCAUGAAGGAGCUUGAGUUGAAAGAACGAUCGUCAAAAUCCCUGUUAGCAAAUGUACUAGAUAUCGAAGACGAUUUUAGGCAUGCAAGUGCUGGAAUUACAGGUUCAACUACAGCAAUUAGUACUUCAGGGUUUUCUAGGCCCACCACAGUGGAAGAACAUCAUGCAAUGUCAGGUUGCUCGCAUAAGGAUUUGCACUACAUUCUGAAGGAAUUGCAAUUCAUAACGAAUAGGAUGAGGAAAGCUGAUGAAGAAGCAGAAUUGAUCAGUGACUGGAAAUUCGCCGCUAUGGUUGUUGACAGAUUCUGCCUUUUUGUAUUCACGUUAUUUACGAUUAUCGCUACAGUCACUGUGUUACUAUCGGCUCCACACAUAAUAGUGCAAUAAUAACGAAUUAAAUUUUGAUAUAAGGACUUGUUAUAUAGGUGAUCUAUUAAAAUUUAUAAGAUUUUUUAAAAUGGGACAUGUAAAUCAAGUUAGAAGUUAAUUAGAUUAUUAAAAUAGAUUUUAAUAAACAAACGAUCAGUUAAAAACUGCCGACAAAUAAUGAUGAACGACAAAAUCUAAAACAUCAUAAGUAAAUAUCGGAUGAAUACGUAUAGAUAAAAGAAACGAUAAAAAUAUUUUUUUUAAAACAAAAAAACAGAUUCGACGGAAUAAUAUCUUCUAAGCGUAAGUCCUCAAAAGAACUCAAGCAACUGUUCCUGCAAUCAUUACCAAAGCACUAUUGAGAUACUGAUGAUAAAAACCUGUAUAUGAGAGCCAUAUAGAGGAUGUCUAUUUUUGCAUCUGCGUCUUGAAAAUCACUUCAUCAGUGUUAAGUUCAACAGCAAAGUUGUCAUCGCGAAAUGGGAGGAUUUAAUCAAUCAUUGCAACAAUAAUGGUAGUUUAUAAUUAUCGCGACAGGAAAUGAAUGAAAUUAGCACUGUACGGUAAUAAAAUUAACGAAGAGAAUACAUUUCUUUUCAUAAUAUAUGUAUAGUUGCAUGCGUAUAGGGACAAAUGUUAUCCUUAUAUGAAUGUAAGAAUGUAAGAAUAAGGGUUAGCAUAAUAACGAUAUAAAUAGGAAUUAUCAAUACUGUAUUGAAAGAGUCAUCUAUAUGUAGAUGGUAAAAAGUUACAUCUGAUUUGAAGAUUAUGAAACAGAUAGCGUAUAUAUUUCGGAUAUGCGCGUUAUAUAAUUGUUAGAUACAAAUAUGCAAAAGUAGAAUUGUUACUAUAAACAGCGAAAUCAGAAUAGCUACGAAUUGAAGUUUUCAGUACAACUGAACUAGCAGCAUACAUAUAUUAUAAAUUAUUAUAAUGGUGAACAAUUUUGUUUUUAUUUGUUUCAUCAACGAAAAAUUUAUUCAAAAAAUUUGCAACAGUGGUGUGGUAUUUUUGUUUGCAUAUUUGCCGUUUUAAAUAUUAUUUUAUAAAAAAAUAUAGUCGAAAUGUAAUUUAUGGUAGUUGAGUAAUCCUAUCUAGUUUACUUAUAUUUUUAAAAUUUGUUCAAUUCAAUCGGGAGAAAAUACUAAUGUUAAUGAAAAACAUGCAUAUUGCAGUUGUAUCGGGUAAAUUUUACUACUAUGUAGACACCAUAGUUUAACCGUAAAUGUAAGAUGUGGUAUACUCACAAUUUCAUGUAUUCAAAAUUGUUUUCUUUUUCAUAGAGUUUCAAAAACUACAGUAAUGAAAAAGCGAUAUGAAUUGAGCUUUCCAUCAAUUUCAAUUCUCCGUAUAAUUUUUCCUGAACAUUUUAUCAGUGGAUCCUAAACAUUUUAUUAGUGGGUCAUCAUGUUAUCGCUUUUUGUUUGCAUCUCGAUGCGACAGUUAAGGUAAUUUGGCUCCCGAAUUAGCAUCAAUAUUUCUGGAUUUGGGGAUGACAGUUUACAGUGAUUUGACUUGCAAAGGAUUUACUUCACGGCGCCAUGCAAAAGACAUACGUAUCUAUUGCAGUGUCAAUAAAAAUUAACGUCCAAAAAGUAAAAUGGUUCGUAUUUGUUUAUAAAUGUAAAGUUAAUGUAUUUUAAGUAAUUUUAAUUUUCUGAAACGAAAGUUCGUAUCAUGCUCAAAAUUGUUGAACAUUAACGAUUCAAUAAUGUUGAAGAGAUGCAAAAUUUUGGAGGAGAGCAUGGAGUCGUGAUGACUUCAAGUUCAGGUUGAACAGGAACAUUACAGAGUUUAGUUAGUUAUUCUGAAGAAGAUAUCUUAGUGGAAUGUUAGUCAACCAGAACGACAUGGAUUUAUUUUUCUUCUAUUAUUUUAAAUAUUUUCAAAGCAGAGAGUUUUCCUGGAUUAUUAUUGAUUCAAUAAAAAUUAUCUAAUAUUUGAUAUGCGUUAAAUUGUCGUACGUUUAUAAUUAUUCGUAAAAAAGGGUUUACACAUUCGAUCAAAAACCGCUAAAGCAAGAUGCGAGCUAAGCAUGAGAGCUAUAAUUUUCUAGAUAAGGGAGGGUGGCUUAGACAAUCCUAUCCCCCUUUAUCACGCCAAACAAAAAAAGUUGAUCGUUACCAAUCGUUACCAAUCGAUUAUGUAAUACCUGAGUCGGUAUGCAUUACAUUGAAGCUUUCAUAGCACUCAUGGAAAAUUAGAGACGCAUGAAAGUUAAAAAUUCUACAAAAGGUUUCGAUUCCUUUCUAAAUAGGGCGAAAUGUUAUAAACUGUGAAAUUUCUGUGACACGGAGCGUUGUAAGAAUUGGUGUUAUAGCAAAUAAUUUACGUUACCGUUUUGUGCGAGUUUGAUAUUAUUUGUAGAAGUAAAUGAGAUUUUACGUUAAUUUUUAUGCUACCUCUGGUUAUCUGGGGAAUUUGAGUUGAUGCAAAGCUUAUGCAAAGUAGUUUGAAAUUUUUUGAGGUAAUCUCUUCAAAAACACGGAGGUCAAUUUCAGGGGAAAUUCUUAUUGGACUCCUUGGAAGAACUCAUAGGGUAACUUUGAUGUUUGAGGAUAUUCUCCGACUCAGAAUGAUCCAUCCUUUAACUACCAUUUACCCAACUCUAACUGUUGAAUUGAACUAAGACGCAUUUAAAGUUUCUUUUUGCAAAUUUGAAUGAACAUCUUUUAAAG
This is a messenger RNA of Aedes aegypti (yellow fever mosquito), 4733 nucleotides long. It is a transcript of the gene nAChRalpha6, whose product is annotated as neuronal acetylcholine receptor subunit alpha-7. The transcript has 14 exons. Gene Ontology annotation, biological process: signal transduction; regulation of membrane potential; monoatomic ion transmembrane transport. The record is from RefSeq and is a predicted model, not a curated record. The coding region runs from base 544 to 2073 and encodes 509 amino acids. Lineage: Eukaryota; Metazoa; Arthropoda; Insecta; Diptera; Culicidae. Gene Ontology annotation, molecular function: acetylcholine-gated monoatomic cation-selective channel activity; transmembrane signaling receptor activity. Gene Ontology annotation, cellular component: synapse; postsynaptic membrane; neuron projection.